Messenger RNA from Paramuricea clavata, 484 nucleotides. NCBI's taxonomy places the organism in Eukaryota, Metazoa, Cnidaria, Anthozoa, Malacalcyonacea, Plexauridae. The record is from the annotation of a GenBank genome assembly.
AUGCAAGAAUCGCCAGCUCAGUUAUUAAUGAGUCGCAUGCUAAAGUCGAAGUUCCCUACGACUACGGCCCUCCUUCAGCCCAAAGUUCAAGAAAAUGUUCGUGAAAAACUUGAGCAACGUGCCGAGAAGCAAAAAAGAGUACUUCGACAGAAAUGCAAAGCCAUUGCGACCUGUAAAGAUGUAUCAGUCUGCCCGAAUUCGAAGAGGAAAGGUGUGGGAAUCAGCAGUUAUAACAGGUAUGCAUAAAGCACCUAGAUCCUUCAUUGUAACCACACCACAAGGUGGAGUGUAUCGUCGUAAUCGCAGACAUUUAUUACCCACUAGUGAGCCUCCACCUAACAAUUUAGGACCAGACUACGAUGAAGAAAUUGUUAUGCCUGAGCCUAGACCAAAUAACGUUGUUGACCCACAACCUGUAAGGCGCACCAGCAACCGCGCAGUUAGAUUGCCUGAACGACUCAGGAAUGACUAUGUUAUGGAAUGA